AGCACAAGCAGUACCCUGCUGGGCUGCCUGCAAGCAGCUAGUGUCCACCGCCAGAAACUAGCUAGCUAGCUAGCAUGGGUCGGCUGGCGGCGGCGCUGGCCGCCGUGGCGGUGCUCUGCGUGACCUUGGCGGCGGGAGCGGAGGUGGUGGACGAGUUCGGCGGCGGGGCGUCCUUCAUCUUCGGGGACUCGCUGGUGGACGCCGGCAACAACAACUACAUCCCGACGCUGUCCCGGGCCAACAUGACCCCGAACGGCAUCGACUUCGCGGCGUCGGGCGGGGCGCCCACGGGGCGGUUCACGAACGGGCGGACCAUCGCGGACAUCAUCGGCGAGAUGCUGGGGCAGGCGGACUACUCGCCGCCGUUCCUGGCGCCCAACGCGACGGGCGGAGCCAUCCUGAACGGCGUCAACUACGCGUCGGGCGGCGGCGGGAUCCUGAACGCCACGGGGAAGGUGUUCGUGAACCGCAUCGGGAUGGACGUCCAGGUGGACUACUUCAACGUCACGAGGGGGCAGCUGGACGCGCUGCUGGGCAGGGACAGGGCCCGCGAGUUUUUGAGGAGGAAGGCCAUCUUCUCCGUCACCGUCGGAUCCAACGACUUCCUCAACAACUACCUCAUGCCCGUGCUGUCCACGGGCACGAGGAUCCGCGAGUCGCCUGACGCCUUCGUCGACGACCUCAUCUUCCACCUCCGGGACCAGCUCACGAGGCUGUACACGCUGGACGCGCGCAAGUUCGUGGUGGCCAACGUGGGGCCGCUGGGCUGCAUCCCGUACCAGAAGACCAUCAACCGAGUGGGCGAGGACGAGUGCGUGAAGCUGCCCAACCAGCUGGCGGCGCAGUACAACUCCCGGCUCAGGGAGCUCAUCAUCGACCUCAACGCCGGCCUCCCCGGCGCCAGGUUCUGCCUCGCCAACGUCUACGACCUCGUCAUGGAGCUCAUCACCAACUACCCCAACUACGGGUUCCAGACGGCCAGCGUGGCGUGCUGCGGCAACGGCGGCUCGUACGACGGGCUGGUGCCGUGCGGGCCGACGACGAGCCUGUGCGACGCCCGGGACAAGCACGUGUUCUGGGACCCGUACCACCCAAGCGAGGCCGCCAACGUGCUGCUCGCCAAGUACAUCGUCGACGGCGACUCCAAGUACAUCUCCCCCAUGAACCUCAGGAAGCUCUACUCCCUCUAGCUGCACGUCCGACGUCCGGACGACCAUUUCAUUUGCCAUUUGGCCGGCCGUCCACGUCGACCCACCUUUGCACUUGCGCGUUCCCGGCGUGUGCAGCGCCAACUGUGUCGUGUGCGGUGUGUACUGCAUGCGAACUGUAAUUUUUGGGUGCGAGGAAAUUAAUUUUAGCAUGCAAUUUCGAUCGUAUGUAUGUAACUUGUACCGUAUCCAAACAAUUAAACUAAAGACAUCGAAUCCAAGGACACACA
Zea mays is the source of this 1438-nucleotide messenger RNA. Its product is annotated as anther-specific proline-rich protein APG. The record is from RefSeq and is marked provisional. Gene Ontology annotation, molecular function: hydrolase activity, acting on ester bonds. NCBI's taxonomy places the organism in Eukaryota, Viridiplantae, Streptophyta, Magnoliopsida, Poales, Poaceae.